AUGCACAUGGAAGUAUGCAGUACAGUAAAGCAAUGUGGCAAGGAUAAGCAAACUACAGUAAGGCAUACAACCACAAGCACACAGCAUCCAAAGAAAAACUAUACCCCAGCCUUUCCGUUGUCUCAUCAAGAGACGCUAUCCACUAUCUAUUCAACUCUCGCCAACUACAAUGAACUCCCAGAAGUGCGGCUCACCACUGUAUGCCCUCUAGCGCAUCUUCCUGUCCUCGACUGUACACUCCCUAAUUUGUAUGUAGAUAAGAAGCUUGAUAGGAAAAACAGUGUGUGCGCCCACCAGACAUCUUUAUUCCUUACAUGCACGAAUUUUUUGUGCACAAAUUGUGCAUGUGGAACUUUUCAAUAUUAA
Dujonia railenensis is the source of this 366-nucleotide messenger RNA. Lineage: Eukaryota; Fungi; Ascomycota; Pichiomycetes; Serinales; Debaryomycetaceae. The record is from the annotation of a GenBank genome assembly.